Hyla sarda is the source of this 1410-nucleotide messenger RNA. Its product is annotated as aquaporin-8-like. The transcript has 7 exons. The record is from RefSeq and is a predicted model, not a curated record. Lineage: Eukaryota; Metazoa; Chordata; Amphibia; Anura; Hylidae. Gene Ontology annotation, molecular function: water channel activity. Bases 483 to 1277 code for a protein of 264 amino acids. Gene Ontology annotation, cellular component: plasma membrane. Gene Ontology annotation, biological process: transmembrane transport.
AGCUGAUGGCGGUUGUAAAACAUAUAUAAUCCUCUUUAUAAUACUCAGUCAAGUGUCAAGGAGGCGGAGCCGAGAUGCUCAAGUGCCUCAGCCAGGCACACCUCCUUGCCCGCCCUCACUCACGUACAGUGCCCUAUAUGUCAGCCAAGGAGGGGCUGGAAGGAGAAGAACAAGCAAGGAGGCGUGUCUGGUUGUGGCACUUGAGAAGCUUGGCUCCGCCUCUUUGACACUUGGCUGAACCAUCACUCUCGCCCCCUGUCUCGCCCCAAGAAAGGGACAGAUGAAAAGGGCUGCAAGAUUAGACUACACAGGGAUUGUUUGUUGUCUGUUACCAUGGAGACGCAUACGUCUGCAUAGCGACUGCAGAUAUUCUGUGUAUUGAACUUUGGACCAGCUCAAAAUUUUGAGAAUCGUCAACAGUCAGAGAUAUCACAGCAGAGGAGCGGGCGAUGACAGUGCAGCAGGUGAUGUAAGGUAGGUCCAUGGCUAAAUCAAAAGUAUAUACUUUGGAGACAGAACUUCAGACCAUGGGCUCAACAUCAGGAGACGUUUUGGUCGAGAAAGAAAAAGAGAAUGAAGAACUUAACAUCUUCGAGAAGUUUAUCCAACCAUGUCUAGUGGAGCUUCUGGGAUGUGUUCUCUUCAUUUCCAUCGGAUGUCUCUCCGUGCUGGUCAAUCCCACUGAGGCUGGACCUCUGCUGCCGGCUCUCGCUCAUGGCCUGGCAUUAGCCAUCAUCAUCUCUGUUCUUGGCAAAAUAAGUGGUGGACAUUUCAAUCCGGCCGUCACUCUGGGUGUAGUCAUUUCUGGUGGAAUGACUCCCAUUCUCCUGGUACCCUAUUGGGUGUGCCAACUAGCAGGGGGGAUUCUGGGAGCUUUGUUGGCCAAGGGUUUGGCCGAUGAGACAUCCUAUGUGAAUCAGACAGGGGCGGUCUGUAUGCUAAACAACGAGACCUCAGUGGGCAAAGCCAUCGGAGUUGAAAUAGUCUUCAGUUUUUUUCUGGUCUUUGUUGUGGUGAUGGGAGCGGUGGGAGAGCGUAGCCGGACACCACUGGCCCCUUAUUCUAUUGGGUUCACUGUGGUAACUGGAAUUUUGACAGGAGGUUCCAUAUCAGGAUCCUGCUUGAACCCUUCGCGGGCUCUGGGCCCAGCAGUCGUAGCUGGUUACUGGGAUUACCACUGGGUGUACUGGGUGGGUCCUGCCUCUGGGGCAAUCAUUGUGUCUCUUAUAUACAGGUUUCUACUGGCAGGAAAGUCCCAUCGACUAUUCCUAAAAUGAUGACAGUAAAAAAACUGGACAUAGAUCAAGACAUACACACAAGUAUGGGGACCGCAAAGCUGAUGACAUCCUAUGACCCAGUAUUAUAGUACAAUGGAGAAUGGAAUCACUGUCCCAGCCCCCACACAUUGAC